AUGGAGCGUAAUCGAUAAUAUCGUGAUAUACAAACAAAAAACGAAAAGGCACGCACAGUCUCACAUUGAACAUACCUCACGUACUUUGAAAUAUCGUAAAUUGGCUGAGUUACAUCGCGAUGGGAAUUCGUGGCUUCAGUGCUGCAGUAUCACGAUAUGGAAUUCUCUUGCCAUUAAACAGCGACAUCGUCAUUGACGGACCCGCUCUUGUCCAUCGGAUCUCCGAAUAUUGUAUGCGGUAUCGACCACCCUCAAGUGGAUUUGCAGCUCUUCCUCCAUACGCCACCCUCAAUCGUAUGGUCAUAUGUUGGCUCAAUGAGCUUAAAUCUCACAAUGUUAACGUUAGAAGAAUCUAUUUUGACGGGUACUUGCCUCCAAGCAAAUGGGAGGUGAGGAAAACCAGACUUCUACGGCAAUCCCGAGCUAUGAGGGCUAUGAUAUCUUCUUAUCCAACAGGAUCGGCUAAACCCCCAGGAAAUCCGCAUUGGCACGUGCAAGGCGGUUUACACUUGACAAGCGACGUCACUUUUAAAAAUACUACGCGUAAACCCCCUUUCCUAAUUCCAGCAGUCCUGGAGGCUUUGAGGCACGACCAAGAUUGGGGUCCCCUAGUCAAAGUCGUCCCCGGCGAAGCCGAUAUGUUCUGUGCUCAAGAUGUUCGCGAGAAUGGUGGCACUCUAAUAACAUCUGAUUCUGACUUGCUCGUACAAGAUCUUGGGCUUGAGGGGAACGUGGUGUUCUUUUGGACUAUUGUAGAAGGCGCCAAGACCGUUGUAAAAGCACAGAAAAUGUCACUUCACCAUAUCAAUCGCCAAUUGGGUAUAGAAAAUUUAGGCGGUCUCCCCCGCGUCGCCUUUGAAAUGCAGAGGUCAGAUAGACCAUGGGGAGACAUAGAUUUCGACAUAGCUGUACAGAAUGCUAAACAGGAUCGCGAAGAUACCCUGAACUCCCCAGCAUAUAGAAGCUUCAUGGAAGAACUGGAGAUGAAGCAUUACGUCCCAAGUCACCACCCAGUACUCAGUCCACUCUCUAAUCUAGACCCCAGAAUAUCGGAGGUGGUUAUUCAGACUUUGCUUUUAGGGGAGUCAAAGUCUACGACGUCAGAAAAGAAGGCAUUGCGAGGGCCAGAAACGCUCUCUAUGUUUCUACCCGUCCUCAUUGAAAAUCGCAACAGCUUGAGUGCAUGGACCCAGAGCACGGAUGUCCGCCAACUUGCGUACAGCUUUCUCCAGACUUUUGCUCGUCGAAGGGCCGAGUGGAUCAUCGAAUACCGUACGCUAGACUCAUUAGUAUCACAAACAGGACGACGAAUCCGUAUUCCCGACCAAGAAGAGAUAGUUGCCGACUGUGUUCAACUAGUAGCACUUUUGGAAAAGCUAAACGAGAGUUUCUCAUCCACUUCACAUAUGCAGUGGUUAGCAUUUGCAGUGUAUUGGGAUAUCCGGCUCUCUACAUCAGAAAAGAGCAAAAUUACCUCCGCCACUCUCGUUAGAUCGGCCACCAGUCAACCCAACACAUAUUCAUGGGAUCUAAUACAUUUUACCGCCCAAGUCCACGGCCACUUAUACUCGCUAAGGAUAAUGAAGCAAAUCUUAGAUGUCGUUUUCGCCAUGGAUCAAGAUCUUCCAGCACCGGUACAACAAUUACACAAUUGUCUCGCAUCGCUUCCUCUCAUCACAGAGUGGCCUACGAUUGAGAAUAUGUCUGAUACAUUAAUAGAAUUUGAUCAGAUAGGAGGGCUCGCAAUAACCGCAGAUAUUGCUGGAGUCCCUAAGGGUAAAUUAGAUGCAUUAAGAUGCAUCAGGAAAAAGAUGACGGAAAAGAAGGAGCGAGAAAAGAAAAAGAAGAUUAUCAAAGUUAAGAAGCCGGUUUCUACCAAUCCAUACUCCAUUCUUGACCAGGAGAAUAUUGGCUAGCAUAGACAAUCAUCCUAGCUUCCAAAAGAUAUACAUGGAGUAAUUCACGGGGAAAAGAAUUCGAGAAAAAAAAGAAGCCUUCGCAUUGGCAGGGUCUUCAUAGGCCUCAGAUUGUAUUUUUUUCAUUCUCAAUAGCAUCUGGAGUCGAAACCUCGGUACGCUGUGCCGCAGACGAUGCAUGAGAACUAAUCACCUCGGACAGCUAUGAUCACCGAAGUCCUUGAUAGCGACCAAUGAGUUACAGUCACCUGAGUGCGCGACUGGAUCGUGAAUGCGGGGCUCGGACACGAUCUACAACCGCGAUGCUAAUGAAUCUUUACGAUCCCAUGGGGCUAUGUGAUGACGGUUGUUGGUACUUUCUCGGAUUCGAUUAGUAACUGUCACGGCCACUCGAGCGUAUAAAAACUUCAGUCGUGUCCUCCAACUCUCUUUCAAUCCCAUAUCUCCAACAAGAUACCUUUGCUAGAGAAGCUCGCUUAUUAAGCGCCAGCCAUAUUUAC
Messenger RNA from Annulohypoxylon maeteangense, 2416 nucleotides. RefSeq names its product XPG domain containing-domain-containing protein. The coding region runs from base 120 to 1916 and encodes 598 amino acids. The transcript has 2 exons. NCBI's taxonomy places the organism in Eukaryota, Fungi, Ascomycota, Sordariomycetes, Xylariales, Hypoxylaceae. The record is from RefSeq and is a predicted model, not a curated record.